AUGGCAGACAACGCAGCGGAAUCCACGGACGUGAAGAACGCUCCAGCCCAAUUGAACUCUCUGGAAGAGCUCAAUGAAGUGCCUCCUGCUCCCGCCAGUCCACCGCCUCCUCCAGGCCCUGAGGACAAGCCGGUAAUGAAUCCUAUCUACAAUGCCACCUCUCCAACUGCUACUAUUCUUUUCAUCAGACAGACUGAGCUUUUAGGGUCACCCGGCAUGAAUAUGCACACUGAUGUAUUUUCCAGUGUGUCUGUACUGCUCAAGUCCAGAGUGGACACCUCAGAUCCUUCUAUCUGGCCCGGAAUAACGGAAGAUACGAACAACGACUACAUCAGAAGCGGAAAAGUGAAGACUGUGGAGAGUGCAAUCUUGGAUGGUAUUCCCAAGCAGCUUCGUGGUGUUGUGUACUUGAAGACGGCGCAGGUCAAAACUCACAUUGAUAAAACAAGCUACACGAGUCUUGCCAAGCGGGCUAAGCUGUCGCUUCUGAAUGAGGAUCAAGCUUUGUUGGACAGCGAGAAUGUAAGCGAAGACUUGAAGGAGCUUUUGCUGGUCUUCACCUUCUGUGCUAGAGAAGUGCUGUCUGACGCGUCCAACGAGCUGGUUCCCACCAACUUCAUCCUCAGAAUCGCCCCCGUGGUGGCUGCUAUUCCAGGUUUGAGCAAGCAGGAGAUCUUGGCACUUUUGUUCAAGUUCAACUCUUUAAACAGCCGUCUUCACAGAGAUGAAUUCUACUAUAAGUUGAGCCGUACCUUGGAGGAAUUGGUUCCUGAGUGUUUCAAGCACAUCUCACAUCAAGGCAUUGACUUGACUGAGGUCUAUAAAAGUCUUCUCCACAACAUCUUUGAUGUUUUACAGGACCAAGAACUUCUCGCCAAGAUCUUCGACUUCUGGUUAUUCGAGGGUUAUGAUUUCUACCACCGUUUGAUCGGCGCCCUUUUCCAAGAACAGGAGGCCACUAUACAGAAACUCUCAGGCGACGAGCUAAGCGACUUCUUUUUCGAGGAUCUCGUCAAGGGACUAAGCGAAGAGACUGUCGCACAUGCGUUACAGGUGGAACCACUGUUGAUCAAGUUCGAGAAUGAGUUCCAUUUAAUGAGCGCCAAUGCCAUGAGCGGCAACUACAACGAGCUCUCGAAUCUUAAAGAGGCAAAUGACGAUCUCAAAUUCAAGAUCAAGGAAAUGAGAUCCAAGAUCGACAGCCUCAAGAAGACCCAGGACGAGAUCUCUGGUCAAGAGACCGACUACACGUCUCAGCUUCGUGAGGCCAAGCACAGACGCGAAGAGCUACAACAUAGGACGAGAGAGUUGCAAGAGAAGUAUGCUCACUUGACAAUGACAGAAAAUCUUCAUAACACAAUCAAGGCCAACGAGGACAUCUCUCGCCAGAAUCAUGAGUUGGUGGAGCAGAUUGCUACUCUUGAGAGACAGUUAGCCGCCAAGAGGAUCAAGCUUGGCAAUGCUGUUGGUCCGUUGGAGAAGCAAGAGGAGAAGGUGAUCGAGGAGGCGAGUAAGAAGACGUCGGUGGAGAAGGAGCACAAAGUGGCUGAAGCAGCUGAGGCAGCUGCCAUUGCGGCAGAACCCACCCCACCUGAACCGGCCAAGCAGGCAAACUAA
Messenger RNA from Candidozyma duobushaemuli, 1617 nucleotides. RefSeq lists its product as uncharacterized. Bases 1 to 1617 code for a protein of 538 amino acids. Lineage: Eukaryota; Fungi; Ascomycota; Pichiomycetes; Serinales; Metschnikowiaceae. The record is from RefSeq and is a predicted model, not a curated record. The transcript has a single exon.